Molecule: messenger RNA, 939 nt
Organism: Anneissia japonica
Lineage: Eukaryota; Metazoa; Echinodermata; Crinoidea; Comatulida; Comatulidae
Product: bifunctional D-cysteine desulfhydrase/1-aminocyclopropane-1-carboxylate deaminase, mitochondrial-like
Exons: 8
Coding region: 1-939 (312 amino acids)
Molecular function (GO): D-cysteine desulfhydrase activity
Source: RefSeq, a predicted model, not a curated record
AUGAUCGGAGCAAUCGGAGGAGGAGGAGGAGGAGCAGAACCCCAUCCUCUGCCUAAGAUUGUAAUUAACAAUUAUGUUAAUGUCAUGAUGAUUGCAUUCAAAGUAAAGGCUCUAAUUUGCCAGGUGAAGAUCAAUCAUUUAAAAAGACAUCUACUGCUUGCAACAACGAAUCACAGAUGCAGACACACAAAGAGUAAUUCAUAUAAACUACUCAGUUACAGGCCACCUGAUUGGGCAAGCCACCUUCAAAUGAUUCCAUUAGUGAAAGUUAAGCUUUUUCAGCCAUUUACACCUAUUCAUAAAUGGAGUCUUCCAAAUAUAUCAGAUGAUAUUGAUAUUUAUAUCAAGCGAGAUGACAUGACUGGAUCUGUUUUAUCAGGUAACAAGAACCUUUCUGAGACUGGUUGUCAUGGGAACAUGUUAUUGAACAGUUUGAUGGGUGCAUCCAUGUACUUGGUUCCCAUAAAAGCUCAAGAGAAGACCGACCUUGAGCCCAGAAUGCAGCGGCUUGCCCACAGACUGCAAGAGGAAAAGGGUAUUAAAGCAUAUUCGAUCCCUAUUGGCGGAUCCAAUGUUGUUGGUCUCCAUGGUUACUUGUGUGGCUGGCAAGAACUCUUAGAACAGAUGUGUAUAAGAGACAGUAUUUAUAUCAAGCGAGAUGACAUGACUGGAUCUGUUUUAUCAGAAUUCAUUAAAAAAGUAGCCCAGCAGACUAGUAUUUUGCUUGACCACACAUACACUGGUAAAUCAGCACUAGCACUGACCAACGAGCUCAGGAAACACAGGUCAAAGUUCAAAGGCAGCCGAAUACUCUUUCUACAUUCAGGUGGAAUAUUUAGCAUGUUUGAUGGGCGGCUAGGAGAUGUUCAGAUGCAGUCAGCUGGAGAAACAUUGGUACAGAACUGGAUGAACCCUGAAGAUGAACCAACUAUUGUUUGA